This is a messenger RNA of Gasterosteus aculeatus aculeatus (three-spined stickleback), 3486 nucleotides long. RefSeq names its product sideroflexin 5a (gene sfxn5a). NCBI's taxonomy places the organism in Eukaryota, Metazoa, Chordata, Actinopteri, Perciformes, Gasterosteidae. The record is from RefSeq and is a predicted model, not a curated record. Gene Ontology annotation, biological process: monoatomic ion transport; mitochondrial transmembrane transport; citrate transport. Gene Ontology annotation, cellular component: mitochondrial inner membrane. Gene Ontology annotation, molecular function: citrate transmembrane transporter activity; monoatomic ion transmembrane transporter activity.
UUUGGUCCGGUCAACCUCGCCCUUCACAUUUUCCUUUCUUCUUUCUGUUCUUUGGGAUGUCUUGAAAUUACCCAUAAUGCUCAGCCACAUAAGCUAACUGGUUAUUGUGUGGGCGAGUGUCCGCAGGUGAAGACAGUAUCGCUCUGUAUCAAGAUCAGCCGUCACGGCUCCACUGAUCUCAUGCCUUCCUCCCCGUGUGUGUGUGUGUGUGUGUGUGUGUGUGUGUUAUCGACACAGCGCCGCCCGCCGCUGAAGAAAUGCCUGCUAUAACACGCCGCUCCUCGACCCCCCCCCCCACCGCCGUGUCUGCGUGUCACAUCCGCUUCUGCUCAAACACGCGUGUCGCUGCUGUCAGGUGUUACAAAGGGACAUGUACUGCAUUUUACAGCACGUGUACGCCGUGCUGAAAUGCCAAACGCUGCCUUAUUUUUGUUUUUGUUCUGACGCCGGUCAAGAAUCCAGCACUUAAUUUUACACGUCGGGGGUUGGAGACGCGUUUUGAAGAAGAAAAGCCAUCUGUUCACGGAGAGUUCACUCCUUUUUUGUUUUUUUUUACUCCGUCUAAUGCUUUGUUUUGAUAUAGUUUAGAUCACUGCACAAAACUGAAUUGUAUGCAUACCAAUAGAAAACAAGCAGUAACAGUGAUAUCCUCUGAAAUGCCAAAAAAAAAAGCCUUGAAACUUAAUCUAUGGAGCAGAUCGAUCCACCAUGAAGUAUUCUGAUAUGAUGCCACUUUUAACAGCGUUUGUGGAUGUUCUUGCACUACUUAAUCGUCAGAACAUAACUUGUCUGUUGAUAUCGGUAUAGUUAGAUCUACUUUACACCGUACUGCACUUUCUAAUCGCUCUGUGAUUUAAGCACUUGGCCUUCUUCGACACCGCGGCGAUGAUUCGCCGAUGAGCUUGAAGCACACGAAGCCCUCUUGUCAUCUCUGUUCUGCAGUGCGAUCGCAAUAUCAAGCGCAUAGAUGACUGUAGAGACGUAUUAAAUGUGACUCGGCACUUAUUAAGCGCAAGAAUAAGCGUCCUCUUCCAUGUCUUCCAUUUUCAUUUGAUUUUCAACUGUUUGUAUUUUGUCUUUCAGUGUGUAGCCGGUGGAAUGUUAUUAAGAUAGUAUGUGAGAUUGGAGAGUUUACAAUUCGUGACGCAAUUCUGUUUCACAAAUUUUGUAUAUUUAAUAAAGAAUAUUUUGUGUUUCUUGCUCACCGUAUGUUUGGUGGUACAUUUUUAUCUGUGGUGUGUGUCAGCGUGUGUGCUUUAUAUGAGGCUAAAUACACUGUUAACUGUAAAAGGAAGGGACGUAUUAUAGGCUUAGUAUUAUACAACUGCUGUUUCCAAAUAAAUUCAGUCAAACUAUCAGAAGCCACACUGUCACAGUUCAUGCUGCAGCUGAUUUUGUGUUAAUUCUCCAUUAAGACGUCUGGUGCCCCGAUAACUUCUCUUUUUAAUACGCUGUAAACAAAGCAAGUUGUCCUGGGAAGCGUAGUCCUCCACACCAAAGUUAAACGCACGUCGUGUCGAGCGAUGCGGCACGGAAGAACUACAUUGCCCAUGAUGCAACGCGGCCGGUAAAGCGGCAGGAAGCGGCUCCGCGGCUCGUGAAGUGAACACCGGUGUCGUCGCAGAGAACCAGCAGACUGGUGCAAACAGCAUGUCUGAAUAUGUGAGAUUCCAACACGGCAAGCCUCCUUUCGACCAGAACACCUUCUUUGGUCGGCUCAGGCACUUCCUGGAUGUGAUUGACCCCAGCACCCUCUUUGUGACAGAGAAACGGCUGCAGGAGUCUUUGGAGCUGCUCGACUGCUUCAAACAGGGAACUCUUCCACCGGGAGCGACAGAUGCUCAGCUUUGGCAAGCUCAGAAAAUAAAGCAGGCCAUCAUCCACCCCGACACGGGGGAGAAGAUCCCCAUGCCCUUCCGCAUGUCAGGUUUUAUCCCAUUUGGCACACCAGUGGUUGUUGGCCUCCUCCUGCCACAUCAAACGUUGGCGUCAACUAUCUUCUGGCAGUGCUUAAACCAGAGCCACAACGCUUGUGUGAACUACUGCAACCGUAACGCCUCCAAGCCGGCUCCAGUUUCCAAGUUCCUUGAAGGAUACCUCGGCGCGGUGACCAGCGCUGUCUCCAUCGCUGUGGGGUUGAACGUGUUGGUCCGGAGAGCCCGUCGCUUAGGCCCAACUACCAGGCUUUUGGUGCAGAGGUUCAUCCCCUUCCCAGCAGUGGCGGCCGCCAACGUCUGCAACGUGGUGCUCAUGAGGCACUCGGAGCUGUCGGAGGGCAUCAGCGUGCUCGACGACAGCGGGAACGUCGUGGGAACGUCGAAAGUAGCCGCCAGGCAUGCGCUCCUGGAGACGGCCCUGACCCGAGCGGUCCUACCCGUGCCGAUCCUGAUCCUCCCGCCCAUCAUCAUGUCUGUGCUGGAAAGAUUCGUUUCAGGUGAUGGCGGUUCUUUCUCCCCCGUGCGCCUCCAGGCUUCCUCUCCUGCAGCGAAGGCCGAGACUCGUCCUGCCCGUCCACAGCCUGGUGUGCCUCGCCGCCUUCGCCCUGGCCCUGCCGCUCGCCAUCAGCCUCUUCCCACAGAUGUCCCAGAUCGGUGUGAAUCGGCUGGAGCCGGAGAUCGCCGCGGCGACAGAUUGCAAGGUGGUGACGUACAAUAAAGGCCUGUGAGGGAUCUCUGCGGCGCGGCGCCGGGAGACGCCACCGCGGUGAACCUAGCAUACGUUUACAGAGAGAGGAACACAUGCCGGGACGUGAACUGAGCAGCAACACGGGAUGACGUAUCAAACAUGGAGAAUAAUACCAAUAACGGAGCGCUGAGGCCCGUAUGGAGAUGCUAAUUAAUACAGCCAACUUCCCCACAAAGCGCAAUUCAAUCAGAGUCACGUGAACACGUGCUAAUGAAGUCUGAACAGUGGAUGAAGUUAUAGGUUCAAAAUGCCUGUUUCAUUUUGUUGAGGUUCUGAGGGAAUUCAAGAAAUUGUUGUUGUAAAUUAGAAAAUACUCAAAACAGUCGGAACAGAUGAAUUAUUGUCAUGUUCUUAAGAACAGAAUGGUGCAUAAAAUGUGAAUGGGGUAAAACCUAUGAUGGUAUUGACUUUAACUCCCCCGUUGGUUACUUAGAUUAAGACAAUGUGGUCUGAAUUGUUUCUGUAAAAACGGAAAGAAGCCUUUGAAAAGACUUUGUUUUUUGUCGUGUUUGUUAUUUAAUCAACUAGAUAAAUGUGGUGAGCCGCUGUAGCAUCAACUUAUUUAUGACGUACACAUUAAGCUAAAUGGAAAUAUAGUCUGCCUGAUUUUGUUUUAGUGCUUUCAAAGCAGAAUAAUUCCAAUUUAAAUUCAGAACCGUGAACGUGAUAUAACAUAUCGAUACGUCUUUUAAAAUCCUCUAAUAACGUGUUAUGUUUUGUAUCGAAAACCUUACAAUUAAGGUGCUAAUCCCAAUACAUGCUGCAGUAAACAACUACAGUUUAAUUAAAUGAUCAAUCUAC